AUGAAGUUCUUCACCACACUCUCUCUGCUGGCCAGCAUGGCCCUGGCCUCUCCUUUGAUGGAGAGAGCCAAGCUAGAGCUCCAGGCUAGAAAUGCUGCUCGUCGGACUGACCGGUUCAGGGCCUUCGAGGAUGGUAACUUUGGAAACAUCACUGCCCAAACUGUUCAGUCGAGCAAUUGGGGUGGUGCUGCCAUCGUGACCUCGGGUGUGACCGCGGUCAGCGGUACCUUCACGGUUCCCAAACCAUCUCCCCCAUCGGGUGGUAGCUCGAGUAGGGAGUAUUGCGGCGCUGCGUGGGUUGGCAUUGAUGGAUAUUCCAACUCUGCUUUGAUUCAGACUGGUGUUCUAUGGUGUGUCCAGGGUAGCUCAUACGAGUAUGAGGCUUGGUAUGAAUACCUGCCGGCUGCUUUGAUUGAGUACUCCGGAUUCUCUGUCACGGCCGGCAACUCUGUGACUGUCACUGUCACAAAGACUAGUGCCACAGGCGGCACGACUACAAUCUCUUCUGGCGGCCGGAGUGCCUCGCACACAUUCUCUGGCCAGAGCACCCGGCUACAAGGUGCUUCAGCCGAGUGGAUCGUUGAAGAUUUCCUCUCCGGAAACUCCCUCGUCCCCUUUGCUAACUUUGGAACCGUCACAUUCACUGGUGCUACUGCUGUCAUCAACGGCGCAACUGUUUCAGCUAGUUCGGACUCUCCUGUUACCAUCGACUUAGUGAGCAGUUCUGGGUCGGUACUCACCAACACCGGUAUUUCUGGCACCUCUGUCACGGUCUCAUAUGUAUGA
Molecule: messenger RNA, 786 nt
Organism: Xylaria bambusicola
Lineage: Eukaryota; Fungi; Ascomycota; Sordariomycetes; Xylariales; Xylariaceae
Product: peptidase A4 family-domain-containing protein
Exons: 3
Coding region: 1-786 (261 amino acids)
Biological process (GO): proteolysis
Molecular function (GO): glutamic-type endopeptidase activity
Source: RefSeq, a predicted model, not a curated record